Messenger RNA from Verticillium alfalfae VaMs.102, 420 nucleotides. RefSeq lists its product with no specific name. The coding region runs from base 1 to 420 and encodes 139 amino acids. NCBI's taxonomy places the organism in Eukaryota, Fungi, Ascomycota, Sordariomycetes, Glomerellales, Plectosphaerellaceae. The record is from RefSeq and is a predicted model, not a curated record. The transcript has 5 exons.
AUGCUCUUCAACAACUUCGUUGCUGCCGCUUUCCUGGCUUUCGCCAGUGUCGGUAUAACCAGCCCGGUUCCUGCCACCGGUGACAUUUCCGUGGGUGACACGAACCCCCUCAUUGCCGCUCGUCAGCGUGUGGUUCCUAAGCCUUCAGGCCCUGUCCCUGGUGCUCCCAACAAGGGCUCUGCCGCCACCGCCAUUCUUGGGAUCGCCGAGAAAAUCAACCUCCUGAUCCAGCAGACGAUUGACAAGGACCUUGAGGUAUCAGACGACGGUCAGGUACGACGCCAAGCUGGGAACGACUGUGACGUAGUCGUUCUUGGCGCUGGAGCUUCCUUCACCCGCCAGGGAGAUGGUGGCUUUGAGAACUGGGCCUACAGCAUUCCCGGCUCCUGCAGGAUCAACCGCGAGACCAUCAGCUGCUAG